AUGAGGGCUGGAUUUUGGCGGUUGCAAACGUGCCCGUCUGGAGACGCUGGGGCGGGCACCUCAUGUGAACCUUGGCUCUCAAUGCCUUUCGUUGCGCUAGGGAAAAGUAGCCAUCACACAAACACGCACAUGUACACACACAAAAACCAGAACAACCCUCUUAUGUCACCUUCGGCGGCUCCAUCUUCCGCGAUUUGGUUAUUGGUAGAUCUUGGGGGAGGUGUGACGGCCUGGCAAUGCCUUAGCCGCCAGCAAUUGCGCUCUGGGCAUACUGUUGGUUCAGCGACCACUCCACCGCCGGGCGUCACACGAUUAGCACCUGAGACAGCGAUGGGAGGCUGGAUUGCAUUUGGGCAAGAUACAGUAUGGUCCGCGCAUCGCAAGACGAGAGUGAGAGUGAAGGGGAGGAAGGUAGGAUAUAAAAACGUACAGGCCACAGAAUCGAAUCCUAGGCCAGGCAGGUUGUGA
Messenger RNA from Histoplasma capsulatum G186AR, 468 nucleotides. RefSeq lists its product as uncharacterized. The coding region runs from base 1 to 468 and encodes 155 amino acids. The record is from RefSeq and is a predicted model, not a curated record. The transcript has a single exon. Lineage: Eukaryota; Fungi; Ascomycota; Eurotiomycetes; Onygenales; Ajellomycetaceae.